CUGCGAAGCUACGAUUUUUUUUCGCCUUCGUGUCGCACUUGCAAGUGCGUGUUUUUUUGCACAAACAUCUGCUGGCAGCUCUGGGAAUACAUUUCACCGAAUGCAACCGACUGGAUUCCUUCUACGCGCACAGAUCUUACAGGAAAAAAAACCGGGAGGAAAAGAGAGAAUUGAAUUCUUAUACUGACACACACGGUCUCAUCAUCAGUAAAAUAGAUGCUACACUGCUGGUACAGGCGGAGGCAAGGAGUCUGCCUCCCUGUUGCCAAACGCUUAUUUUCAUUCGGAAAUAUAACAUAUUUUACUCAUUUAAAAAGCUUCACUCAUGAUUCCAGAGGAUUACCUUUCUGUGAACAUGGAUAUUUUACGGACGGCUAGGAGGCACAAAGAAGGUAAUGGCUAUAUAUUUAAAUUAUAAAACAACAAUGUUGUGGAAUUUACACAAGUUGAUGUCUAAUGUUGGUAAAUAACACCAAAUGCAUCCCCCUGCAUAUUGCUACACGGCGGACUCGAUUCUCUCGUAGCACAAUAUUUCACUGAAACACAAAUGACAGCUAAACAUUUCUUUAUAUUCUACGACUACAAACAAAGGUCACCCUUCAUUCACUUUGAUUGUUCUCCAUCAUAAAAAUUCCUCGCUAAUCUAUGAAACACCUUAAUAUUCCUGCUGAAUAACCAUUCCUGUUAUUUUGUCAAUACUGAAAAAAAAAGUGGAAAAACCAAAAAAAUAGCAAGAAAAAGAAAAAAAAGUUUCUGCGCAACUGGCAAAGUUGGGUGUGUUUGCAUAUGUAAAAAAAAACGAAAAAAAGAAAUAAAAAUUGUAAUCAAUAUGUAUUAUCUUUCCUCUGUCCUCUACACACCUCUGUAGCCCUAAACCUGUCCUUGUGGCUUGACUACCACAGUAUGUAUGUCAUUGUAAAUAUAUUUAUAACUCGCUUUCUCAUCACAAACGACGUGGACAGCUGUUACAUGCGGCAGGUCGGCUCUCUCUCUUCGGAUCUAUACAACUGAUUGAUUUUUAUUCAUGGAUUACAUUUUGGAUUAAAUCAACUGUUUAUCUAAAAACUAUUUAAAACUGCCGUUUUCUUUCUUUAUUUCUUCUCCGAUGUUCUUUCAAUGACUCUCAAACGAUGAAUGCGUCAGGCGGAGUCCCAGCUAUGGACGGAGCGUUCGAACGGUUUAUCACGGCCGCCAUCGCUACCAUCAUUACUAUCAUGUUUUCUUGGAGACUCUUAACCGAUGUCAACGAGUACGACUCCACCAUUCCCAUCAUUUCCCCUCCACCGCCCAGACUGAAGCAUCUCACAGAAGACAACCGGGAAACAGAUGAUAGUAAUGAUUACGAUAACUUUUCAGACGCUGACGACGAAGCUGAAAUCGAACCCGCGACCUGCCAAUUCAGAACCUUUGCUUUUGCAAUGCCAGCGAGCCGCCAACAUUCCGAUCACAGCAUUCCAGGUGUAACCAGUCAUUCUAACAUUCCGAGUGCAGCAGAGAUGAGCAACGUUCGUUAUCAUUCCACAAACAGAGCUGACGACUGUUAUCAAACGAUGGCGAUACCCAGAACGACAGACAUACCUGGCGGAUGUGCGGAGCAGGAGAUAAGUUAUCAACCUGUCGAGCCAUUAGGCCUGAAGGCAAAUAACACAGCAGUAGCAGCAACUGGUAGUAGUAGUAGUAGUAGUUGUAAUAAUACAGUUACUGCUGCUGCUUCUAGUACAGACAUUAAAGUAGGCAGCACGGUAAGAAGCCACCCUAUUGUAGCUAAGAGAGAGACAGGUAAAACUGUUUUUACGUUGAGUUCCGCCUCGCCGCUCCAACAAGUUGUAUCACCCCCUCCGCUGGAAGGUGUUCACACCAGACCAAGGCUGCCCUCACUUCAGCUCGGCGGCAAUUCUCCUCCGCAAAACCUCCUCGCUUCUGACGACUCGCUAAUGACGACCACACCGAGACGUUCGUCUCACACUUCUAUCGAAGCACCAACAACAACACCACCAUGUCUUUCUUCUUCUUCUACAUCGACAAACGUAAGUCGUUCUUCUUUAACUCAAACGUCGAGUCGUGGAUCUCAGGUGAAGCGACCACCUCCGCCAUUGCCGCCUCGACGACCUCAAGGUAGCGGCGGUGGCGGUGGUGAUGUUACACACACCACUAUUAACAACAACAACAAUAACUAUGAUAAUAUUUCUUCUACUACUACCUCUAUUGCUAGUCCAAAUGACCGUAAUACUAAUGCUACCAACACACACACAUCGACUGGCGAUCAAACUAAAAAACCUGCCGCCGCUCCUAUAUUAGGAAGACGAGCCAUGGCGAACAACAAUAAAAAUAAUGUUGCUAACAAAAACGAAAGCUGUCAGUCCACAAGUAGCAGCAAUAAUAGUAGUAGAGGCAGCAGCAGUAGUGGUAGUAGUACCAGUGGUAGUACCAGCAGUCUUGUGUGUAACCGUGAGUUUCGAAAUAUUGUCGACGACGAUGACUUCAAACAAAUGGUACCCAGCCGUGAAAUGAAUUUCUUUCGUCCAAGGCAUCGAUAUUGCCCUCCGCCGCCCUCGCCGUCCAAUGUCCACUACUACGAUAUCGAUUCCGACUCAGACAGCGACUCCGAAGUUUUCUAUUUCAACGGUCUGGAACCGAUCGAGGAAGAAGACUCAGACGAUCUAUCCUCCGACAGCGAUCGAUGCGAGGAGUACGAAGUGAAAGGAAGCUACCCACCCUCCGUCAUUCACCACGACUACCACGACGACGACAACAACAAUUUUCACACCUUCAACAGAAGCAGCAGCGGCAGCCUCGGCAGCAGCUACAAGCAACCCAGUUCGUUUAGUCUUACAGGUGUUCCAGCACGUGGCAAUGCAGGUCUGUUAUUUUCAUCUCACCCUGGUGACGCUGCUGCUACUACUACCAUCAACAAUCGAACGGCAUCGUUGCUGUCUGCCAGCAGCAGUCAUCAUCAUAAUAAUAAUAUUAGUAGUAGUAGCAACAGCACCAGCAUCAGCAGCUCGCCUCGCCAGCAUGGCAGAAGUUUUACGACUGAAAACAAAAACAGUGAAGCUGCUAAGAUUUGCGAGGGAAGUUCUGUGGAUACGUCCUUCACGUCCCCUUAUGUGUCGAGCAGCGAUGAACCGACGGAGAGAGAAGAGCCGGAGGAGAAAGGCAAAGAAACAAGGCCAUACAGUGUAGUAGAGGAAUGUGACCAACCCAGGUACGAGGAUGACGACACGAGUCGAGAUAAUAACAAUGUCACCUACACACACGCUACAGCGACUGUUGAACAGGCACCCAUUAUAUGUCCACCUAAGCAAUUGUUUAAUGUGCUGCCGUCCUCCACUUCGUCGUUUUCUCUAUCAAACACUCAUUCAACGUCAGUAUUAACGCCGCCAGAACCACCACCGCCGCCGCCGCCAACAACAAUAACAAUAACAACAACAGCUACAGUUGAUAAUGUGAUAUCUACUAAUAACAUUCCAGUCCAACAUAUGUAUAGAGGUAAUAACAAUGGAGAUACGAUAAGCUAUACAUCGAAAGUUUGUGCAGAGGAACAGUCGGGUUUUGUUACGAUGCCUCCUCCUCCUCCAAGUUCUGACCACUACCAACAACAACAACAGCAGCAAGAGUCUCGUGCCAGUGGUUUUGGUCAGGUGGACAAUAUCGAUUCAACAAGCAAACAAACGACAGUUCGGUCGACGGAGGAACUGAGCAACUCGUUGAAGAAAUCCUCGGUGACCGCUCGACCCCUCAGCCAGACCAUCGGCGAUUUAAGUGACACGUCACGUGAUUUGACCACUUACAAUGAAAAUGCACUUUUGACUUUCACAACGUCCACGAACGAACGUUCACAGCGAAUCAAGGACGAUUCCGUAAACCCUGCACAGACUCCUCAAAAGUCUCGGGAGCGAUCUUAUUCCGAUGGCGAUGUCAACCCAGAUGAAGAAACCUGCAGCAGUCCAUCUGAAAGUACUCAUGGUCUUAUGCUCGAUAUCCGAGCUAACGCUACAACGAAAGAGGAAACCGAGUCGUAUGGAGAUGAAUUCCUAAUCAUGGGGAAAAAUAAUCUACAGAAUUUCCAGACUCCUUCACCGGAUGUAUACUGUUCCAACCAAUCCAACUGGCCCAUCCAGCUCUACUUUGAUGCUACCAAAUCCAAUGCUGCCGAGAAUCCACCUCGUGGUUUUACGUUUUCCUACUCGGAGCCGGGCGAAACGGCCUACAAAGCUCGUAGUUAUUACGUCGAGAACUACGACAACAACAGCAACACUUUGAACAACAACAAUGUUCACCAUGAAUAUGAUGACCGUCGGAAUAUGUCAGAGCUUAAUGAGAAUAAUAAUUUAUCUGCAGAUGAUCUAACGUUUACUCCACCAAGGGACUAUGUCGAUAACCCAGUGAGAUUUGCUUCUGAUGAUAUUAAUGUCUUUACAGCUAGCAAGCUUGACAAUGGCCCAGUGAUAAUUACAAGGGCCUUGUCGAUGACGGAGGCUGAACCAAGUAGACAACCUGACAACUACACCAGUCUUGAACAGCAAAACAGAUAUCUGUCAAAUUAUAAGGAACCAGAGAGUAUGGAAACUACAUCAUCUCGAGUACAGCAUGGAGAAGGGAACCAACCACGAAGGACUUACAGCGAACAGGAAGCCGUGGAGAAUGUUUUACAGUACGAUGGAUUAACCGAGAAGGAUUUAUAUAUUAACAAGUAUUCGGAUUACGUUCAGAGUGAUUACGUUACCCUUGUUACUUUGGAAAAAUCAUACCCUGACAUUUUAAAAAAAGGGAGUUUCAUUGAAAAUAGCCAGGAUAUAAAUUCCAAUGAUUACGUUAGGGAGGAGAGUAUGGAAGACAGUGUGUUUCCUGACGUGGUAAAAAAAGAUACAUACCCCGUCAGCUCCUCACAUCAGGGUACUGUCGAUCAUGCACAUGUAUUGACUUUUCCUGAUGUGUUAAACAAAGGAAUCGUUGAAAAAACAGAGGAUGUGAUUUCUGAGGAUUUUACCGUAUUAGAGUGUAAAGAGAAACGACCAUUUCCUGAUAUUGUUGAUGGACAAGCUUACCAUGUUAAUGAGCACGCAGGUUAUGGUCAGAAUUAUUCUGUAAUGCAGGAAGCGGCAGAAAAAACAGGUUUUCCUGAUAUAGUAAAUAGAGAAGAAUUCCAUUUGGACAGACAUUUACAAGAGACUCAGCAGGGUUACACAAUGGAAAGUAAAUUACUUGUUCAUCAAGAACCAAAGGAAGAUAUAAUUAAAAAUGAAAUUCCUGUUGACUAUAGCAGUCGAUUGGAUACAAAAGAGAAACCUAGUUCUGAUUCAACGAGAAAUUCUUCAUACGUAUCACACGUAGAAAUGGGGGCUGUUUUGAAACCCCCAUCUUUGAUAAAAAAUGAGAAUCUGGUUCCUGAUACAUAUUCUUUAACUACAAGUGUUGAUCCUGUAAGAAAGGUAACUGUAUCACCUGAAAGUCUGUCCAGUUCUGAAUUAGGAUUAAAAACUGAACCAGCAGCCAGUGAAGAACUUGUUUCUAGUAUGGACUCUGAAGUAGAAUUUGAAGUGUUCAAAAGCGAAUGUUUAGCCCAUUCCGAGGAUUAUAGCAGUUUAUUAUCCCUUGAAAAGUUGGAUGAGUCAGGUAACAUGUACCCCAGUCAACACGAGAUGUCUUCAAAUAAAGCUGACAGUGAGAAUUAUGAGGGCAGCCUGUCUCUCGAAGAAUACGACGAACUUGCAGACCUCGUUAGUGACCAGCUUAGUCCACCUCUAACAUCAGCCCUUCACAGACCAUUGACAGUUAACACACACAUAGGUGGCAGUCGUCAAGUUCCUUUAGUCCGACGGAAAAUUAAUGCUGUGCGGAAACGAUAUUUUGGCAGCGAAAACAACGUCUCCGAUUUGGUUGAGGAUGAAAAUUCUGUGAGCAACCGAUUUGCUCGAUAUCGCAAAACUUCUCUGAGGGCCUUGAAACGACGAGAUGCUGCUAAGCGUCUCUCUUUACACAAUGACCCGGAGGCAAUACACGCUUCAAGGAUUAGGCCAAGCAAAAGUCUGAGCCACAUCAGUCAACUCUAUUUACGCAGUGAACCUGUAUGUAAGUACCCCCGUCCACCUUUCCAUGAAAUACACCCAGACUGUAUAUUGUCACCUGGCAAUGCGGAUAACCUUGAAGAAUCUAUUCAAGCUGCAUCCAUUGAUAAUCUCGAGUCCUGUUUGUCCCAAUACGAUUCCUUUUGUUCUUUGGUGGAGACGGACAUAGACACAGGGGAAACAACUGAGAGACGGUUCAGUUUUGAUAGUGAAGCUUUUGAAAUUCCUUUCUCUUUUCAGCAAUCCUAUUUCGGCAAGUCAACGAGUCUAAUGGAUCUACGCUCAGAACAGCAACAGGUAAGGCGGUCGACCGGCAAAAGCCGGUUUGCUGACCGAAAUGUACCAAAAUCAAAGAGCAUGCAGACACUUGAAACAAAUCUUGACGAUGAUGAUGAUGAAGAUGACCUUCUAGGUGAGUCAAGUUUUAGGCGAGUACCGUCCAUUCAUGAGCUGAGAGUGUCACGUUCUUUACAAAAAUUAAAUGUUCCGGCUUGGUACAAGAAUUCAAGUGUGUCUCGCAGUGGUAGUUGCAUUCUAAACAGAGACAAUGACUCCAUGAAAUCCUUUGAUUGGAGAUUCAACGCAAGUCUUACUUCAUCUCCAGCCAGCAGCAUCAUUAGCCACCAAGCACCCGUUGUCAUAAAAACACGUGUCACACCCAGCUAUACUCGUUCAUAUUCUGCACCUCUGAAGACCCCUAAAUUAGUGCUGCCUCCAAAGCCGGCUAAUGUUCGACUACCAAGCGAUCAAUUCAGAAACCAAGAAAAGCCAAAAGGUUUGAUGCCAAUUCCAAUAGUGCCCUUCUUAAAGAUCCGGGAAAUGUUUGAGAAGAAGAGUCAAGAGAACAACUCCCAACCGACUUUUCCCGCUCCAGUCAGUCCCGUUUCUAAAACUCCUGUGAAAAAUUCAAAACCAGAACCACCAAAACGGAUAACUCCAGUGAAACCCGAUUCAAUAUCGCAAAGUAAAAAGUCUCCUGUCUCACCUGGAUUUUCUCCGGCUCUACGGAUCGACGAAGCUAUUGAAGAAACGAAUGAAGAAGAAGAACUCAUGGAAGACGCUGUAGAUGCUGUCAGUUAUAGUUAUACCUCGACACAACCUAAUGUAACACCUGUCAAAUAUGAAAUUGCAAACGUCAGUGCUCCCGGACCUGUAACGCUUUCUACUGCUCCACCAUUGACUAACGGUAAUUCAACACAUGUUCCAGAAGGCCGUCAUGUAUACUUCAAUAACAGCCCUAUAGUUGAGACCUGUGCGGAAGUGUCGAAUCAUGAAGUCCACGAACAGUACCAUACUGUUGACCAGGCAGCACCAAUCAUCCGUCGACCUGUAGCCCGACGACCAGUUGAAGCAGACAUACAACAGCAGCAACAACAACAACUACAACAGCAACAGGAUGAGCCAUCAGCUAAAGCAACACUGUCAGAAUCCAAAGCGCCAUCUGAGACCGAGACGACGCAAGACGAUUCGGAGAGUAAAGAGAAAAGCCGAAAGGUUGUGAAAGUAUCCGAACGAGUUCAAAUGUACGACCAGGCAUCAUCGAGCAAGGAGCCAGAGAAAAAUAAGGCAAGCAAAGAAAAAGAUUGGAAACCGAAAAUAUUCAGUUUCCGGGAUAAUAAAGUUGCUAAGAGCCAACCCAAGCAAACACCCCCACAACCACCGCCUCCAAAAGCCAAGCUCCCAGUGCCGUUCUUCCGAAACAGAAAAGAGACCACAGUAUGACCCCUUGACCAGUGUCCAUCAAGGUCGCCCUACGUCCAUCGAGCAGAUCCAGUCUUCGUUAGGCCGGCCAUAUAUUGACCUUAGCUUUCGAAUGCCGUCCCAACCACAGCAACCAAUGCUUGAUACUCUCAAACACUCCCCAUUCUGUCGGCCGGUGUCUUCUGGAGAUGAGCACUGUACCAUAUUUGGGCUAAGCAUCAGUAAAAGGGAUCAACCAGCAGCCCCACUGGUCAACACAGACCUGGGUAGCAGUUACGCUGAGAGUGUCUCCCUUAAUCGAACUUGUAACACCGAGGUUGCUAAUACAGAUGCCAGCUUGGAUGAAGUUCUUGAAAGUCUACUGGCUUUAAGGAACUAAAUCUAUUUCUUUUGUUUUACUGAGAGACCAAAACUGUUUUUAUCACAUACAAAUGCUUGGAGACACUCAGCACUUUCAAACAGUGGAAAUAACUUAGUUGGACUCUAAAACUAACUGGUAGAGGGAGGGGAGGGGGGGAGAUAUUCUUUAUAUAUAUAUUUAAAACAAAAAAAAAAUGUCUUUCUUAAAACUCAUAUUUUUUCUCUCUGUAAAGUAAAAAAAAAAAAAAUAACAAACAAACAAACAAACACAUGAUUACCUAGAUUUAAUUUUAUAUUAACACUGAAAAUAUACUCCACAAAAUUCGCCAUUAAAAAAAAUAUGUAUGUAUACAUAUGUGUAUAUAUAUGUAUUUUUAAAAAAAAAUUUACACUUAAUUUUUUUCGUGACACUUUGUUAAAACAUGUGUCUUGGAAAGGUCACCGCCCAUCGUUAUUUUAGCAGCAUUUCGGUUUUAGGAAAACAAUAAACAAGCAUAAAAAUUAUUCUUUCUUCAAUUUAGUAAUUCUGCAUUUUUGUGUGUGAGAGAGAGAGUGUGUGUGUGCGUUAGUAUAUCUCUGUGUGCUUGUUAAGUGACUCGCAUUUCUUUAGAUUAUAUUUGUAUGGCUCCUCUUGAACUAACGAAAAACACUGCAAAGAUUUCUUUCUCAGGCAUUGUUAAAAAAUAAAAAAAAAAUGUAUGAAUUAAAUUAUUUUAAAAAAUCACAGAUUGAAAACGAAGAUUCUUCUAUCAGCUCUGUAUCGGAAACGUAAGCUAAACCAGAGCAUAAUAAUCAAUGGGGAAAAGAGGGUGAAAAAAAAAAAGCCACUCCCCCACCUCACCUUGAAAUUAAAUCAAGGCGAACGGAUUUUGCAUAAUAUAAUAUUUCUAAAAAUCUAAA
Octopus sinensis (East Asian common octopus) is the source of this 9029-nucleotide messenger RNA. RefSeq lists its product as uncharacterized. The record is from RefSeq and is a predicted model, not a curated record. NCBI's taxonomy places the organism in Eukaryota, Metazoa, Mollusca, Cephalopoda, Octopoda, Octopodidae. The transcript has 2 exons. Bases 1131 to 7790 code for a protein of 2219 amino acids.